Molecule: messenger RNA, 3579 nt
Organism: Copidosoma floridanum
Lineage: Eukaryota; Metazoa; Arthropoda; Insecta; Hymenoptera; Encyrtidae
Biological process (GO): endocytosis; endocytic recycling
Cellular component (GO): cytosol; intracellular membrane-bounded organelle
Molecular function (GO): phosphatidylinositol phosphate binding; guanyl-nucleotide exchange factor activity
Source: RefSeq, a predicted model, not a curated record
UGUACAUACAUGUAUCUCCCCCGCAAUCCCACCUAAUAACAGACCUAUACACACAACAACAUAGAUAUCCCUCAAUCUCUCUCUCUCUUCUCUUUCGCUUUUCUCUCAAAAAAGAGAGUGCAGAGGGUCGUCGUCAUCAUGCGUGCAGUCAGCAAUCAUCAGUCUGCCUCUGCUCCGGUGCGUGUGUUCUGAUGUGUUCUCUUGGGCCUCUCUUGUCUCUUACGUCUGCGGGUAUAUCUUUAACACAAUACCCGUGCACUAGAGUGUCAGUUUCAGUACACAAUAAAGAAAGAAAAACAGCGCAGCUAAGCGUGAAUGUGUUGGUUGUACGUGUACAAAGAAUAAGUAAAUAAGUAUAUAUUCCUAUUUAUACGUGUAAGUGGCUUUACAUCCUGGGCUGCAUCCCUGCAGCAUUUUAAAUGUGCUUUAAAAUAAACGUGGAAUGCUAUGAAUUCAAUGACAACUACUGGCAACAGUUUGCACUUAUACAGCAGCUGCACUACGUUAAGCCAAUGCUUCUGCGACUGAGAUGCUGCUGCUGCUGAACACGAUACAGCAGCUGCUGCAGCAGGACCAUGAGGAGCUGGACGAAGAUUUUAGAUCGUUGUUGUUGUUGUUGUUAUUGUCGCUGCACUAGGACAUCACUGAUCUAUCAAAAACAUAGCCAUGGGCUCCAGACUGAGAGAAAAUGUGAAGCAGUUAUUUGAGUGUUUUUGCGAAGUAGCUCAGCCAAAUGGAGAAAAACAGCCAUGGAUUCUCCAAAGGUACCCUGAAUCUUAUAACGAUUCAGAGGUACUCAAAUCUGUUCCUAAAUUUGCGUAUCCAUGUGAAAUUCAAAAUGUCACAAUACAGCACUUUUCAUUUGUACUCACAAGUGUAGAUUCAAAAUGGACAUUUGGAUUUUGUAGGCAUGAUCCAAAGACAGAGACAGCUUUAGUUAUUCUUAGUGCUUUACCGUGGCAUGAAACCUUUUAUAAAUUAUUAAAUCACAUAGCUACUCUGACAGCUAGUAGUAACGCAGGAGAUUUAUUAAAAUUUCUUGGAGAUGUUUAUGAGGCUACGCUUCCAGUUCCUGGGGCUUCAGUCAGUAUUCCAUUGCCAGAUUCUAAGACUAUAUUCGUUUUACAAAGGCCAAAUCAAUUCCAAUUGCCAAGUAUUCCUGAGAACCGUAAUCUGACGGAGUAUUUCAGCGCUGUUGAUUCCCAUAAUAUGAUGAUGGUUUUUGCCUCUAUGUUGUAUGAAAGGCGCAUUAUAUUCACGUCGAAAAGGUUGUCGAGAUUGAGCGCGUGUGUGCAGGCCUGCAACGCUUUAAUCUACCCAAUGAUCUGGCAGCACAUAUACAUACCGGUCCUACCUCAUUCAUUAACGGAUUAUUUAUUAGCACCUAUGCCUUUUCUCAUAGGGGUACUCCUGCCCAUACUCGAGCGAGUGCGACAAAGUGAUUUGGGCGAGGUUGUUAUUCUCAAUGCGGAUGAUAACACCAUCGAAUCUCCUUUCCAAGACUUGGAAUCUUUACCUCAAGAUGUGGUGACGAAUCUUCGGCGAGCGUUGCGCAACGGACCAGCGCUGCUCGGCGACGGUGUAUCCAGGGCGUUUUUGCGUGCAUUAGUUCAAUUAACGGCCGGCUAUCGGGAAGCCCUCACUUUACAGCAAGGCCAGCACGACGACCACGUGCGCAUCACCUUUGAUCAGGAAGCAUUUGUUGAAAGCCGGCCGCUCUCCAUGCAACCCUUUUUGAGGAAAAUGCUCGAGUUGCAGAUUUUUCAACAGUUUAUUGAAGAGAGGCUGCAUAUGCUGAAUUCGGGUCUUGGCUUCUCAGACGAGUUUGAGAUGGAAGCUUGCAAUUACUCGGACAAGUCGGGCAGUAAAUUUAUGCAACAGUACAGGGAGUGGACUUACACGAUGCGCAAGGAAGGCUCGGCUUUCUUUCGAAGUGUCAAAGAUAAGGCCAAUCCUGCUGUGAAAUAUGCAGUGAAAUCGGUAAAAGAUAAAGGAAAGGACGUGAAGACUGUUUAUAAAGGCCUAAAGUGGAAAGGACGAGCCACCCGAGGUGAUAACGCUACGCGGUUUCACCAGCCUAGAUCAGCGCCUAAUUCACCGACGUUGGACAGAAGGCCGAUAUCGUUCGCUUCCCCAUCGAAAUCACCCAGUGGCCUUACGCCCACGACAAGUUACCGGAAAGAACUUCGGAUUCCCAAUAGUAAUAUAGAAACUAGUAGAAAGCAGUAUUCACCACUUAAUCCAAGCUCUCCAGAUGACCAAGACGCACCGCCCGAGCAUCUACACAUCGACCUGAUGCACGAGUUACGCGACGUCAUAUUUCCAAACACUCCUCCGGUGGACCGUAGCGGCAAAGCACCAGAGGUGCAGGACCUAAUCAGGCUCGACUCGACGAACAGUGACGACGAUUUUGAUCCGCUGCUCUCGAAAUCCUUGGUCCCGGAUCCAACGACCGGAGCAACAAGCGGUGUCGCGCCACCAAUGGCCAACAACACGCACAAACAAAUGAGCCAGUCGCUGCACGCGCCCAGCACGGCUGAGCUUUUGGGCGAGGGCCUGAGCAACCCUCUCUACCCGUAUUUCACGCCCCAACAGCGCAAGCACGAUUCCGCUGCGCCUUGCUUGUCAAAGAUCGGUGACUUGGAUCUACUGCAAGAGUACGGCCUUGAUUUCAACAAGUUCAGCCUGUCGAACGGCAACGCGGCCGUCGCAGCGGCAGCUACGGCCUCCUCGAGGAUGAUAUCCCAGACUAAGCUGCAGACGGAGGCUGUGCACAACAACGCGGUCAAACCUUUCGGAACGGCUUUUGGCAGUCAGCAAAGCGUCAAGUCGCCGAGCAAUUGGACCAAGUUUGAGUGAACACCGUUUUUUAUUUACGUUUGUUUGGAUUGUUGAUGAUUUUUUUUUUUUUUUUAUUCAUUUUACCUUUUUUUCUUUUCCCCCUCAAUUUGUCGAGGGCAGGGAGAAAUUUAACGAGGGGCUUUUUGCAAUUUUAGGAUAAAAGACGAGCACAGCGUGAGGCGUGUUGUUGUUUGUUUUUUUUUCUUUUGUCUUUUAAUUUUGGUGUGUGAAUAGCUUAAUGAAAUCGAACGUUGAUGAUCUAUUCUGUUGUGUAAGGGAUAAUUAAUUUGUUAUUGAUCGAUGUUGUAAAUAUUGCGAGAGUUUUAAUUAAUUUCCAUGAAUUCGGAUACAGGGUCGAUUGAUGAUGUUUUUGUGGCGACUCGCGCUGACUCGUCUCUUGAUUGGAAUUUUAAUUGGGAGACGAAAUUUCGGGACCGAAACCGUUUACAAAUCGGCUUGGUAUAGUAUUUUCUAAAAAAAAUCAUUCGAGUAGUUGUUAGCUAUCGCGGCAAUUGAUUCGCGUAUAUCCCAAUUGCGUUCAAGCAAGCAAGAGCAUAUUUUUAAUUAAACUGGCAAUGACACAAUAAAAAAUCCAUUUUUAUUUUCAAAUAAUCGUUCAAGUUAUUCUGGUAAGUACGUGGUCUCACACUGAAAUCUCUUCUCUUUCUGCGUGGAAUUAUGCGUAAAGAAGAUACAACUAUUGGAAUUGAGGGCGUACGUGUAAAAAAAAAAAAAAAA